Messenger RNA from Pyrenophora tritici-repentis Pt-1C-BFP, 1011 nucleotides. RefSeq lists its product as uncharacterized. The record is from RefSeq and is a predicted model, not a curated record. NCBI's taxonomy places the organism in Eukaryota, Fungi, Ascomycota, Dothideomycetes, Pleosporales, Pleosporaceae.
AUGGAGGUCCCUGGUUACAAUACCCUGGUAUACUACGCCACCCCGCCGCACAGCUACAUUGGAACCACAAUCUUCUUAUCCUACAUCCUCGGCGCCCUCUACUCAACAUUCAAAAUCACAUUCUCGCUACGCAAGCAGUAUACAGCCAUCUUCCACGCGCCCACAUCCGAGAGGGAUGGCAAUGUCAAAGCAGCAAAAGAGGCGCGAGCGAAACACAUCAAGGCCUAUGCCUUCCUGGCUUCCAUCAGCUUCGCAACGCUAUCUUACCACAUGCUCAUGUUCCUCAUAAAGCACUAUCUGGAAUGGAGUGGAGCCAAGACACUGAGCCUAAGCAAUAUGUCUAUUGAGAAGCUAAAGAGAUGGAUGUUGGCGUCGACCUUGUUCCACGAUUUCGCCCAGGAUCUCGUCAGAGACGCGCCGAAUGCUGUCUGGACCCAGGCAGCCAUCCUAGGAACGUGGUUCUGGAGUAUUUUCCUUGGGCAGAAAGCGAGGACGCGUGGAUAUGAUGCGGCAAUGAUGCGCGACUAUGUUCUUCUGAGUCAGAUCCUACCUAUAUCUUUUACGGUCUCGCUUUUCCUCAUUCAGCUGCAUCUUUCUUCUCCGGAUCUCGCGCCCCCUAAGGCUGCGGCAGAGUCAAAGGGAUUCCUGAACCAGCGCCGUAAGCCAAUCGCUGCGCUGCAGAUUCCCAACAUUUUGCUCAAUGCAGCUCUACUCGCUCUCCCGGCUUUGCGGUCGCAUUCGAUUUUUGAUGUUCUUCUUUUGGUAUCUCGCGCUAUUCUACUGCUCCCGCAAUUCUCUUUUGUGGGUCUUAGGGAUGUGGAUGUUAGCAAAUGCAUCACGGUUUCUGGGGGUUUCGCAAUGGCGAAUAUUGCGAUGAUGAGGAAGGAGAUGACCUUGGGUGGCGUAGUAGGCGCAUUGGGCAACGGUGGUUAUGCGGUCAAAGCAUUAGGAUGGGAUGCAGUGAUCGGUUCGGUGGUAUUCAUGGUGCUAGGGUGGGGCGGUGGUGUGUGA